CAGCGGUCCCCCGCCUCCUCCCUCCGCCUCCUCCUCCCUCGCCCGCAGCCGAGCGUCCCCUCCCCCAACCCGUCGGGCUCCUCGGCGGCUACUGCAGAGGAUUCAGAGCCGAGUCGCUGAGGAGGAGGCGGCUCUGGUCCCCGCGCGCCAUCCUUCACCCUACUGGACACGGGCGAGGGAGCGAGAGCGUCGCCGCCGUAGCCUCCGGAGAAGACAAGGGCAUCGCCGCCUCAGCCGCCGCCGCCGCCGCCGUUUUCGCCUGCAGCUGCUCACCGGAUCCUCAGUCUUCCACAAUGAACCCUGUUUAUAGCCCCGUGCAGCCUGGGGCUCCUUAUGGCAACCCUAAGAACAUGGCCUACACGGGUUACCCCACAGCCUAUCCAGCAGCUGCCCCUGCCUACAAUCCCAGCCUGUACCCCACCAAUAGUCCCAGUUAUGCUCCAGCAACUCUGCUGAUGAAACAGGCCUGGCCACAGAACUCGUCUUCCUGUGGCACUGAAGGCACCUUCCACCUCCCAGUGGACACCGGGACCGAGAACCGAACUUACCAAGCAUCCUCUGCGGCUUUCAGAUAUACUGCGGGGACACCAUACAAGGUCCCACCGACCCAGAGUAAUACUGCUCCACCCCCCUACUCCCCAUCACCCAACCCCUAUCAGACGGCCAUGUAUCCAAUCAGAAGUGCCUACCCCCAGCAGAAUCUGUAUGCCCAGGGAGCCUACUACACACAGCCGGUGUAUGCUGCCCAGCCUCAUGUCAUCCACCACACCACGGUCGUCCAGCCCAACAGCAUCCCUUCUGCUAUCUACCCGGCACCUGUUGCCGCCCCCAGGACCAACGGCGUGGCCAUGGGCAUGGUGGCAGGCACCACCAUGGCAAUGUCAGCAGGUACCCUGCUGACUACACCCCAGCACACGGCGAUUGGGGCACACCCCGUCUCCAUGCCAACAUAUAGGGCCCAAGGAACCCCUGCGUACAGCUACGUGCCCCCACACUGGUAAAGCCUGCAGCCCAUCCAAAUCUGGAGUCACACAUUGUAUGCAACUACUCAAGUCUUACACCGGUGCUGGAGCAGUUCCCUAGCAGCACCACCUCUAUUUGCAAGAAGAGACAACGGAAGUGCAAGGGUCACUUUAUGCAUCUUUAAUGGUUUUGAUUUUUAUUUUUGGUUUUUGUAAAAGCUGCUUUUUCUAAUCUCCUGCCUCUCCCCGACUGUCCCCCUCUUAGCCGCUGCCCUUCCAGCUCUACCCACUUCCUCCUACCUGACCAGGCCAUGUCCUCUCUGCUCUUCCCUAAGUGUCCUGUCCCUGGGGAUCCCAGUCUAGAGGCAAGCAGAGAGUAGGGUUUAUUGCAAUGGUUCAUCCGAAGGCUGGAUUCCAUUUGAAGAGCAUAAACAGAUGUGGUCCAGGGUAGGAACUCAGAGCUGUUGAGCAGGCUACAUCUCUGGGGGAGUGUUCUGGUUGUUUUUCUUAAGCAAGAUUAGUUCAGGACAUUCCCAUGUCCUGGACACAAAUGAAAUGUCUCCUGAGAACCAUUGCAACAGACCAAGAACAAAACCACCUGAGUAUGUAGGAAUGUUAUUAGCCCCUUAAUACCCCAGGCCAAGAACCUGGGGAAAAAAGUCUUUAGAAUUUGGGGGAGGGUGGGGGGAGGGAGGGCAUUGUGGGGAAGGAGAGGGGAGAGGGGAGAAGGGAGCAGUGUUUGCCUCAUGGCUUUGGUUUGAAAGGUCUCUGGUCAAAGCAUCUGGCCCUGGACCUUCUGAUUUACACAGUGAUGUUAACUGACCUGGCACUUCCUCAAAAGGUGAUUUUGACCUUAGACCUGCAAGCGGCUGCAGGGUGGUGGGAUCCCAGCAUCCCGAGGCCUUGGAAGGCCAGAUGCCCUGUGUCAUCCAGACUUCAGCCUCUGAGCUGUCAUGGACCGACUCUGAUGAGGAGCUUCCUCCUGACUGGAGUGGGAACCUAGGGCAUUUCUCUCCCUUUCCUUUUGCCCUUCCCAGUGCCAGGACUCACCUGUCUGACUGUAGAGCUUGCAGGCAGGCCAAGCCCUUGGUUACCUGUGCCAUUCAUGGCCCAAGUGAAGGAACCAUAUUCCAGGUGGGUGCUGGCAGUUCUGAAGGUCAGGAUAGUGAAGGAAAAGCAAUAGCAAUAAACAUUUCAUAGACUCAUGGAACUGAAGGGACCUUAGCAAUCAUCUCAUCCAUUCCCCUAUUUGGCAGAUGAGGAAACUGAGGCCCAGAGAAGAGGAAAGGACUGCCCUGGACCUUACAGUAAAUUAGCAUUAAAUGCAGCCUUCCUACCUAGUGGGCACCUUGCCUACAAAAAUGUACCUAGGGACAGAUUGGCUUGGUUUUGUAAAAAUUAAGUCGGCAGUGCCCAUACCUGGUGAGUCUGGAACGGUCUCUGGGCUCCUGUUUCUGCCCUCCAAAGGCGGGGGUUGAAGACUGGCCAGAAGCUACAUGGGGGCAGAUGGCAGGAACAGAAAUGGCAAAUGAAGAAAUAGCAUUUGGAAAUUCUGUGAAGACAUCUGGAACUUUCAUCCUGUACCUGACUCCACCUCCAGGAGAAGGAGCAGGUGGGCUGGCUGAAAAGGAGAGGCCAUGCUUUUAGGACAGUAGCCCCUCAUCCCGAGAGGAGAGGAAGAGGAGGAAGAGAGUGGGAGUCAUCAGGAGAGGAGGACGAGGAUGAGGCCCAGGAGACAGGCUCACCUGGGAGAAGAGGGACCCCUGGGACCAGGAGGUCCCUGCUAGUCUCAGCCAGGAGCCUGGAUUGCCCAGCAGCAGCCUCUGGCACCCAGCACUUGGCUGGGCCAGCAGCUCCUCUGGGAGUGGGGCACGAACAUUUUACUGUACUAAAUGGGAUCAUUGACAACAUUUGGGACUUUAAAAAACUGCUUUCAUUUUAAAUUCACGCAAACUUGGACAUACCCUUAUCCCUACCUGCCAUGUCUCCCUAAGGGAAGGAAAAAUCAGGAAACCUUUGGGUUGGAAGGAGCUCAGAAGCUGUCUAGCCAUUCCCAGGAGGGUAAAGCCCAUCAGCAUCCUUGGUCUAGAGCCAGGAGUUUGGGGGCCUACCUUCCUGGGCUUCCAAGGAACUUUAGGACCAGUAAGAAAAAAUUCAGCUUUUCUAAAUUGUCUGUUCUGGGGUGCUGACGAGGUUUCACUUUAAAACAACAGAAAGUUUUCCAGUGUUAAUUCACUUUUUGCAAAUACCUCCUCCCACCCUCUUUGCUUUUGUAAAGGUGGGUAAAGGUUGUUCUGGAUUAUGUCGUACGUGUUUGAAAAAUGCCAAAAUAAUGAUAAUGAUGAUAAUAAUAAUAGAAACAUUUGGAUUUGUCAGGUGCAUCACAGAGUUCAAAGCACUUCACAGCCUUUCAUGUACUCGCCCUGAGAGGGAUGGGGUCACAAUUAUUACAGUCAAUUGACAAAUGAGGAAACAGGUUAUGGAAGGGAACAGGCCCACAGUGAACAGCAUGCUGGUAUCUGCCAGGCUUCCCAGAACCCUGCUGCCUCCAUGUGGGCUGGGGUGGAACCACAGAGAGGAGAAAGGAAGAAGAGGAGACCAGGAAUGACCUUGUAACUUUUGUUCUUUCUAUACCAGUAAGUAAAACUAACAGCUGGACCUCAGAGUUCACAGAGCAGUUGAACAUAAAUUAUCUGGUUUAACCCGAUGAAACAGGUUAUUUCUCCUAUUUGAUCCAUAAGGAAAUCAAGGCUUGGAAAAGUCAAGUGACUUGCUAAUAAGUGACAGAGCCACUUGAAUCCCAGGCUGUCUGCUGUCUCGUUCCCCUCCAUCUGAUCCCCACACAGGCUCACAUACUGAAGCAUUUGUGCUCUGUGCCCUAUCUUAGCCCCUACUAUGUAGUUCAAGAGCAAAGGGAGGCCCCAAGGUGAAAAUAGGGCACUGAAAGGCUGUGGUUUGGAGGAGCCCAGGUCCAGCACCCCUUUUUCAGUAUGAGCCCCAGUUCAGCCGGCUUCAGCCUCUUGGUAUGAUGGAGAUCCACAAGCCUGGCCAAGCUUGGGGAGUCACUGCAAAAGGACUGAGCCCAGGAGAGCGGGGGCAGUCAUGUGCCUCUGGUAAGAAGGGCACAAUUACUGGUAAGGACACAGAGAUCCAGUGGGAAGUACCAUAGGUGUCCUCCAAAGAUUCUAGAUGGCGCAGUGGCCAAGCUAGAUAAAAAGUCAGAGCUGGAAGGGCCCUCUCAUUGAAGGCAGGCAAGCAAGAGAGGACAAGGGAUGUGGCCGCCGACAAUAAGCUACAGUACUGGCCCCAGAAUGCAAACCCCUCCCUCCUCCUCACGCCACUGCGUCUCCCCAGGUGUAACACCUGUGGCCAGGAUCAGGGGUCCAGAUGGUUCCAGUCACCAGCCAACCCUUUUGAAUUCCUCUACUUCUUCUACCUGACCUCCCCUCCUCACUGGCCUGGGGCCGAGGAAGUUUGAGUCUGGGAGCUGGAUUGCCUGCAAAUAGUGAAAGCCUGAAACAUAAUGGUUUGCCGUGUUUUGAAAAAAAUGCAUAUUUAAUUUCUUCCUCAUGAGAUAGGAGUUGCUGUUCUUUCUUACCUGGUAAUGACUCUAAAAUGUAUAUCCCCUUUCCUGAAUAUCUAGCAGAGACACACACACCUGUCCAGAGCUUUUUUGGUAUGCAAAGUACUUUGACAUUGGUUGCGAAAGUCCUCCAUUUUAUAGGCAAAAAAACUAAGGCUCAGGAGGCUUGACACUUGCUAAAAGGUCACACAGCUUGUAAGUGAUUCUUCAAAUCCUCUGCUCUUUCUGCUGCCACCUGCUGGGCCUCUUGGCAAGCAUGAAGGGAGGGGCUCACUGUACUUUAUAGAGAGCUGGGAAGCCCAGUCCUCUGAGCUGAGCAUAUUUGUAUGAACUGCUUUGGGCCAGGACCUGUAAUGAGCCCUGGGGAGGGACCCAGAGACACAUCUAGCUGGCAGCACAAGGAGGAUGAGAAUUUGCAACUAAAGGCCUCACUUGGACAAAACACUUUGGGGUCACAAUGCCCAGGACUGAAGACAUGUUCGAGGACAGCACGAGGCAUCUUUCUAUUGGGAGACCCAUGUCCUUGGUAAGCAUGCACACCUGGCUUCCUAUCCCCUGAGCCUGCCCACUGUCCAGAUCCAGUGAAUUGGUACACCACCAGGAUCUGGUGGUGUAGCCUUGGCCAAAAGCAUACAGACGGAAGUCUCUGGGCUUGCUUUUCCCAUGGGUGAGGACCAGAACCAGACUCUGAGCAUCCUUACCACUGGCCACCCAGAUUGUUCCAAAUUUGAGGUACCCCGUUCCCAGAGAUCUGGGGGUCCUUCUUUGGCGGGCUUACUUGGUUCUGAUGGCCUUCAGAAAGGAAUCACAUGAAGUAUAAAAGGAUAGGCCCCUUGGUCACCAAGUUUUGGCUCCUCAUACAGAUAGGACUCAUCCAGGAUUCCAGUGAGGCACUGGCUAAGCUUCCAUAUCAAAUUCCUCAGCUUUGUUCUGUGCCCAGAGUGAACUUUCUCUUCUAUAUCACCAUCUGUAUCAGAAUCCCUCCUCAACUGCAGUUAAGUGAAAAUACGUGGAAGUCUGCUUUUCUAUCCUGUAUUCUCCCACAUCACUACUGGCUGUGCAGCCUCUGCUGCUUGCCAAGUUUGGGAAUCCGGAGAGGGGCAGUAGCAGAGUGGGCCAGUGGACCCACCCGCAGAGCUGAAGAAACACGCCACACUAACUGAUGGGAUUCCACACCAGAGCCUCUGAGCGCAGGCAGGCGUGCCAGGUGGGCUGCAGGGUUUGUCCUUUACUUAUCCAUCUGCCCCUCUCCUAGAAAACUUGUUUCUGAAAUUAGGCAUUCUAUGGUUCCAGGGCCCAGACUUGGGUCCCAGUCCCUCAGUUUCUCCAGUGGAUAUAUGCUGUGGUGCAUGCUGUUAAGUCCAACCCAAAGGCCAACCGAGGCGCACAGGAAUUGGGACUGGCUGCCACAAAGCUAGAAAGGGACAAGACAACUCUUUCUUCCCUGUGGCCACAUGGAUAGUCCCUGGAUAUUCUUGCUGUGGUAGUAAGGUCCUCUACCCCAUUCCAGCCACUGAUAGCGGGAGGAUUUUCCUUCCUGAGGAGAACAGAUGUAACAGCUUUGCAGAUAAGUACCAGCCCACAGGACUCAAAUGGGUGAAAUCCACUUUGGGCCUGACCCCAGCAAGACCAGCCAUCUCCAGGCCCCAGCCUUUCUCCUCAGGCCUAAGAGUCAGGGAAAGAGCGGGGACUGUCCCAGAGACCACCUCCUCGGGUCAGCCAGAUAGUCUGGAUCUAUGCCGUGACUCAAGCUCCUCCUUACCCAGGGGGAGGUAAGGCCAGGCCUCUGGCAACUUGGAGUUGUCUGUAAUAAUCUUGAAAGGCCCAAGGGCCUGUCCCCAUUCUGACUUCAAGGCAUCUCCUUCCCUGUUUCAUACCACAUGACAGAGAAACCUGUUCUCAUGGCAUGUAACAUCCCUGUGAAGACAGCGUUGUAUAUGAUUUUGUAUUUUUUAAUUCAUUUUAAUCUACAGGUUGGAAUCUAAUUUUUAAAUUUUAUUGGAACUCACAUUUUAAAAAGAAAUAAAAACAUUUAAAAUAACAAUAAUAAUAAUAAUAAACCUUUGACCGGUGUCUUCCAAGUAGUUUGAUCAAAGAAUUUAUAGGUGUUUUCAAAACACAGUCCAGAGUGUAAAGAUUGGAAAGCCCCAUGGCCUCACUUGUGUGUAUGAAGUGUAAAUCUGGUUUUGUUUUGUUGUUUUGGAUUCUUUUGGGUUUUUGUUUUGUUUUGAAGAUCAGUGAUCACUCUGAAAGAUUGAAGCCAAGAAUUUGUAACUAUGAUAUUUACUGUAAGCUGUAGAACACUCAAUAACUAUUAAAAAAAAAAAAAAAAAGUUUCCCCAAAAAAAAAAAAAAAAAGUCUUAGGUGACUAGACUGAGUGGUUCUUGGGGAGGGAGGCACAGAGGACUGUCCCGGGCCAGUGAGUCCCUUGGGCUUCUCCCCAAGUUGAUGCUAAACUUGUUGUCAGCAGUCAAGAAAAACCUAUGGUGCAUCUCACAGCUGAUCUGAUAGGGGUCUGCCCUAAGGGUCUCACAGCUGCUGGGAGCUAUAAGGGACAACUUCAGCACCUACCCUAAGUGUGUGAUGUGGGAGCACAGUGAGGCCAUUCAGAGUUGAAAUCCAUUGAGCCAUCUGCUCAAUGAAGCUGACAUCUAU
Messenger RNA from Rhinopithecus roxellana (golden snub-nosed monkey), 7201 nucleotides. RefSeq names its product family with sequence similarity 168 member A (gene FAM168A). Lineage: Eukaryota; Metazoa; Chordata; Mammalia; Primates; Cercopithecidae. Gene Ontology annotation, biological process: positive regulation of base-excision repair. The transcript is spliced from 8 exons. The coding region runs from base 294 to 1001 and encodes 235 amino acids. The record is from RefSeq and is a predicted model, not a curated record.